Molecule: messenger RNA, 819 nt
Organism: Tripterygium wilfordii
Lineage: Eukaryota; Viridiplantae; Streptophyta; Magnoliopsida; Celastrales; Celastraceae
Exons: 2
Coding region: 1-819 (272 amino acids)
Biological process (GO): DNA integration
Molecular function (GO): nucleic acid binding
Source: RefSeq, a predicted model, not a curated record
AUGAUGAAAGAGUUAUGUGAGCAGUUCUCCAUUAAACACCACAAUUCAACACCUUACAGACUGAAGAUGAACGGAGCAGUCGAAACAGCUAACAAGAACAUGAAGAAGAUUAUAGAGAAAAUGGCAGUAACUUACAAAGACUGGUCCGAAAAGCUUCCUUAUGCCCUAUACGACUAUAGGACAUCAGUGUGGACUUCGACGGGCGAAACUCCAUUCUCAUUAGUUUAUGGGAUUGAAGUAGUAUUACCAGUGGAAGUCGAAAUUACAUCUCUUCGCAUUGCCAUCGAAGUAGGUUUGGAAGAAAGAGAUUGGAUCAAUGCAAGAUAUGAGCAAUUGAAUUUGAUUGAAGAACGAAAGAUGGAAAUGCUUUGUAGAGGUCAGCUAUACCAGAGACGUAUGAUGAGAGCAUAUGACAAGAAGGUCCGCCCCCAAAGUAUUGAGGAGGGCGAUUUAGUCUUGAAAAGGAUUUUUCCCCCUCACAAAGAUCACCGAGGAAAAUGGACUCCUAAUUGUGAAGGACCUUAUGUGGUGCAUCGAAAACCCGAAAGAGCGGUGUACCUCAAUAAGGAUGGAAAAUACCCUCUACUGAGACAUCAACAUUGUAGUAAGAAUCGAAAGUGGUUGGUUAUUGAGGAAUCAUCAUGGGACAGUUCAGUCAGUGGUCAGAUCAGAUUCUUUGUCAUGGUCAUGUUGAGCUCAACACGUGCUAAUGGGUGUUCACAAGACUGGGGCAGUGCGAUAUCUCUAUUGCGUUUUCAUUUUUCUGGCCUUCAGGAGAUCUUCGAUAUCUUGAUAGUUUGCUUCCCAUCUUUAUUCUAG